This is a messenger RNA of Entelurus aequoreus (snake pipefish), 2517 nucleotides long. RefSeq names its product NSE2 (MMS21) homolog, SMC5-SMC6 complex SUMO ligase (gene nsmce2). Gene Ontology annotation, biological process: protein sumoylation; double-strand break repair via homologous recombination. Bases 315 to 1004 code for a protein of 229 amino acids. Lineage: Eukaryota; Metazoa; Chordata; Actinopteri; Syngnathiformes; Syngnathidae. Gene Ontology annotation, cellular component: Smc5-Smc6 complex; nucleus. Gene Ontology annotation, molecular function: SUMO ligase activity; zinc ion binding. The record is from RefSeq and is a predicted model, not a curated record. The transcript is spliced from 7 exons.
CUGGAAAACGUUGAAGACCCCUGCUCUAAAUCAGAAAUCUGGGUUGUGUUAAAGCUUUUACUUUGAAAACCAAGACACAAAGCCGGAAAUCGGAACCACUAUGACGUCAUCACUAAAGUUUUCCACCUUUCGGCGGGUGAUUUGGCAGACUUAAAAGAACGUAAACUAGUCGUAGGCAUUGUAGCUUUACCAAUACUACUGAUACAAGUCUCAGUUCUCUAGACUUUGUAUGUAGCAUUAAACGUUCGAAUAAGUUUACUACGCUAUGCUAACGUGCUGUUAGCUUAAUCGAGUGUGUUGGUGACGUCGCUAGCAUGUCGCUCAGUCUGAGCGCCGUCCAUGGAACACUGGUCAGCCUCAAGUCCUGUCAGGCCGAUCUCUUGACUGGGAUGGACAUCGUCACGUCAGUGGCCAUGGACCUGGCAGAGGACCAGGAUGAAGGGAGGAACCCCGGCAUUGACGAGAUGAAGGAGCUCCUGUUGGAAUGUGCCAAGCUGGAUCGAGAGAUUGACUGCUUUGUUGACAUUGUGCAACAAUCCACAGCGGAUAUUACUGCACAGCAACCAGAAACUAUGUUUGGUCUCUCCUCCAAAGUGAAGGAACGCUUUAGUGAGAGAAAAGCCAGGCUGUCUGAGAGAGAUCUGCAGAAUCACAGAAAAGUGGUGGCUUUUAAGGAUAGCAUCAAUAGCUGUUUCGACCAAGACAGCCAAGAACCAAAAAACAUGGAGGAGCUUGAUGAGGAUAUUGCUGUAACACAGACCCAAGCAAACUUUACCUGCCCUCUCACUCAGGAGCACAUGAUCAACCCUGUGAAGAAUAAGAUUUGCAACCACCACUAUGAAGAAACUGCCAUCAGGAGCCUCAUUGAAACAAGAAAAAAAAAUAAGAAGAGAUGUUUCUGCCCUGUGGUGGGCUGUGGAAACAUGGAGGUGACUCUGUCAGACCUGGUACCUGACCACACCCUGAAGAGACAGAUCCAGAAGGAGCAGAGGCAGGGUAACUGACUGCACCACUAGAGGGCGACAUCUGCAUGAUGACAGCAAUGGCGUAGUGGCACAUUUCUUUUGAUUCUUGAAGAGUGGCAGAAGAAGACAGAAAUGAGGCUAAUAGGACACUUGUGAACAUUGACAGCAGAGUGGUGAGUGGCUAUGAAAGAAAAGGCCCAACAUAUUUCUGAUGGAUUUGUUCUAUUUAAUUGUAGGAAGGCUGGUAUAAGAAUGUGAUUAUUUGCCAUAUUUAAAAAACAAUGUUACAUUGUGCACACACAUGCAUUAUACAGUAUGUGGUCAGAUUCCUCCCAGCCUCAUUAGGGUCUAUGUGCCAAAGAGUAACAAACAAAGGCUAUGUUGAGAUACAACUUAGGCGAAGCUAAUCUUUUAAUAUUCUUACAUGAGGCAUUUUAAGGGUCUUUUCUUGUGCUUUGCACAGCACUAGGAGUAUUUCACUUAAGAUUUGAUGUUGCUGAUUCAUUCAUUUCUCUGAACUUUAUCUGAAUGUAAUCGUAUUUGUACAGACAGGAUGUUCUCGCGCUGUACAGACCAAAAUAUUUUAUUUUCUCGCAGAAUCUUAGUCUGACCAAGACAUGUUAGGAAACUAUCCUAACUGACAUUUUUCAUCAAUCCAUUUUCUACUGCAUCAAACAGGCUAAAUCCAAUGUAGGUCAGGAUACACAGGAUAAAAGCUAUCUUUUUUUUUUUUUAAGUUCCUCUUUUAACCUUUUGAUGUUGCUAUACACUUUUUUUUAAAUAACAUUUAAAUUGUCUGCUGUUUCUCUUCUCCCCUCUGUAACACUUUGAGAUUCUAGACAUAAAAAGUGUGUUAUAGAUAAAAUGUUUGAGCAAAAACAAAUCCCACUUUUCUGCUUUGUGUUACAGUUGAUAAAGGAACGCAUUAUGGGACAUAUUGUAAUACUCAAUAUUUGUAUACAAAUUUACCUCCCAUCAUUGGAUUUUGAUAGAUUUAGGAGCAUUAUGACAUAACUUUUUCCUCCAAGUACAACCAUAAUGACCAACAUUAAAGCACAGUAGCGUGGUAGGUGUAAAUAUUCAUCAUAAAGUUAAAGUUAAGUUAAAGUACCAAUGAUUGUCACACACACACUAGGUGUGGUGAAAUUUGUCCUCUGCAUUUGACCCAUCCCCUUGGUGAGCAGUGGGCAGCAGCGGCGCCGCGCCCGGGAAUCAUUUUGGUGAAACAAGGCAGACGUUUUAUUAAACAGAUUUAAUAUUUUGGCCACUGUAACAUUACACGCCGUUGAACAGUAACACUGUGUUUAAACAUUAAAUGAAGUGAUUCUUUGGUGUGUCUAUCUGUGUUGGCCCUGCGAUGAGGUGGCGACUUGUCCAGGGUGUACCCUGCUUUCCGCCCGAAUGCAGUUGAGAUAGGCCCCAGCACCCACCGUGACCCCAAAAGGGACAAACGGUAGAAAAUGUAUGGAUUCUUUGGCGUACCACUAGUAGUACACGUACAACAGCUUUUCUGUCCAUUAUUGUCUUGCAACGAAACUUCUGCAUGUCUUUA